This is a messenger RNA of Rhinocladiella mackenziei CBS 650.93, 444 nucleotides long. RefSeq lists its product as uncharacterized. NCBI's taxonomy places the organism in Eukaryota, Fungi, Ascomycota, Eurotiomycetes, Chaetothyriales, Herpotrichiellaceae. The transcript has 2 exons. The record is from RefSeq and is a predicted model, not a curated record. The coding region runs from base 1 to 444 and encodes 147 amino acids.
AUGUGUGGUGAUUCGCAUCUCCCUCCCGCCCCCGAAUCUGGCGAUCUCAUUGCCAUUAUCCACCCCAAUUCUCAGUCAACAUUUCGCGGCCGGCUGAAAUUGUCAAAUCGAAUGCCCGGAGCGACAAGCUCAAGUCUUCAAUGCGACGGUGAUACAGUGUGUGGUCCGAACAGAAAUGGAUUGUUGAACGUAAGAAUCCACAAAUACGGCCAGCCACUAUCCAUGUCGGAAAACUCAAAUAUCGAUUCAGAGUCCGAGGAUGAAGACAACGUGGAGAAUCCCAUCUUGUACUCUUUCUUCCUCAACACCAUGAACAGUUCCACAACCGGUAAUCUGAGAUUGAAUCUUGGUGUCGGUGGAGAUGGCAUCGUUGGAAGAACGGUAUCGAUCGUCGAGAGUAGGGGUGGAAGGGUGCUGGGUGAGGGUGUUAUAGGCUGGGGUUGA